UCAACUUUGUGCAAGUGUUACUCCUAAGGAGUUCUCGUUAUUAUUCGGGUUUCCCGUUUUUUUUCUUUUUGUUAAGAGUUUGAGUGAUUCCUUUUGCUAUUUCCUUUUUUAAUACUUGCAUAUAAAUCGAAGCGUAUAUAUUUUCCUUUCAUUUUUUUAAUCACUGUCGUCAUGGGAGUUGAUAAGUUAAUACCAUGUAGUGUAAAAUUAUCUCAAGUGAUACAAAAAUCCGGUUGUGACGUUUUAUGCGUAAUUGAUCGUCAAAUUCCCAAAGAAUUGGUCGAGCAAUUCAAUGAUUUUCGUUCGUACGAUAAAGCAUUCGAUACGAUGGUAUCAUGUUUCAAAUCAUCGAAAUUAAAUAUGCCCGUGGUUUAUUCACCUCUACCCGAAUUAACCGAUUAUCAUGAUGUGCGCUGUUAUCAAAACGCAGCGGCUAAAUCGCUAGAACGUGCCAUUAAGGCCGGUUUCAAGGCACCUUUGUUACUAGUGCCGGAAAGUGAUAAAUUCGCCUACGCGCCGUUGUGUACCGUAUUGGGUGCUCUUUCUGAGCUUUAUGUGCCUAUUCAAUAUCGUGAAGACGUGCCUGACAAAAGUCAACGCAUUUCCAAUCUGUCUGUAAUGAUAUCUAGUCCCAAAGCUGAGGAAAUUUUGAAAGAAGCUUUACUACUAGAAUCUGGACGUUUUGUUGCGCGUGAUAUUGGUGUUGGCGAUCCCGAACGAAUGGCACCACCACGAAUCGAGGAAUACGUUACAAAAAUAUUUAAGAAUUUGAAAGUCAACGUAAUUAGUAACGUGGAUACGAUUACCAAGGAAUAUCCAUUGUUCGCUGCCGUUAAUCGGGCUGCCAAUCAAAUUGAACGUCAUCGCGGGCGUAUAAUUUUUUUGGAAUAUAAACCACCUCAACCAGCUAAAAAGACCCUAAUGUUAGUUGGUAAAGGUGUAACUUAUGACACUGGUGGCGCUGAUAUUAAGGCUGGAGGGAUUAUGGCUGGUAUGUGCAGGGAUAAAUGCGGAGCUGCCGCAGUAGCUGGAUUUAUGCAAAUUGUUAACGAGAAAAAACCUGCAGACAUCCAUGUAAUUGCUGCUUUAUGCUUGGUACGUAAUUCAGUCGGCGAAGAUUGUUACGUAUCCGAUGAAAUUAUUACCUCACGUGCUGGCGUACGUGUACGCGUCGGGAAUACAGACGCCGAGGGCCGUAUGUGUAUGGCCGAUGCUUUGUGUCGUAUGAAAGAAUUGGCUGUUUCUGAAAAUUUGCCUGAUCCUCACUUAUUUACGAUUGCCACUCUAACCGGUCAUGCUGCUUUGGCUGCUGGUUCCGGUUACUCAAUCGUAAUUGAUAAUAGUGUAGCUCACUGCACUGGUCAUGCGCGUAAACUUCAGGAAAUCGGGCAAAUGUUUGGUGAUCCUUUUGAGGUAUCUACGUUGCGACAAGAUGAUUUUGAUUUUAAUGCCGGUAAAGUGAUUGGUGAAGAUGUGGUUCAAUGUAAUAAUCUUGGAUCGUCACGUACACCGCGUGGCCAUCAGGUGCCCGCUGCUUUUCUUAUCCAAGCCACGGGUCUAAAUAAACAUGGCUUGGAUUCGCCUAAGCCCUUAAAAUAUACGCAUCUAGAUAUCGCUGCUAGUGCCGGCGAAUUACCUGCACUCCCCACUGCCGCUCCCAUAAUAGCUUUGACUAAAGCUCAUUUAAACUAAAGUGCUUUAAAUAUGCAUAAAGUAGACAACUAAACUCUGGGACGAUUUUUUAUAUAAUUCAUUUUUCUUACUUUCUUUUAUAAAAUUACGAAAUGAAUUCCUUAUGUUUUUAUUGAAUUUAAAUUUAUUUUGAAUAAAAUAUGCGCGACAUCACAUUCGAAUAUCAAAUAA
Glossina fuscipes is the source of this 1863-nucleotide messenger RNA. It is a transcript of the gene Dip-B, whose product is annotated as putative aminopeptidase W07G4.4. Gene Ontology annotation, cellular component: cytoplasm. Bases 172 to 1692 code for a protein of 506 amino acids. Gene Ontology annotation, molecular function: manganese ion binding; metalloaminopeptidase activity. The transcript has 5 exons. The record is from RefSeq and is a predicted model, not a curated record. Gene Ontology annotation, biological process: proteolysis. NCBI's taxonomy places the organism in Eukaryota, Metazoa, Arthropoda, Insecta, Diptera, Glossinidae.